AAUCCUUCCACUAUAAAAGGCGACACGUUCUCCCGUCGGCAGAGUCUUCAAUUUGGGGUUUCCAUCAUCUCAUAAACUUAUAUCCUUACUAGGAUUGUUUCCUAACUAACUACGAGAUGGAUUACGAAAAACUACCAAAUUUUCUUAAAAACAUGAACUCUGUUGUUGAAGAUGAUCUUGAAGGGAUUUCAUGGUUGCAUGGAAAUCCGCCUGAUUAUACACUAGUGAAUAAUCUGUAUCUUUCAGAACGGACUAAGAUCCACCCACCCCACUCAUUGGAGGCUAUUAUAACAAAUCUGAUAAAAAAUUGGGAGAAGGAACUAUCUCAUAAGACGGACGUCUCUCAAUGGCGGACCGUCGACACUGGAAAAUUCAGAGUUUCCAUGAACGGAGGUGAAUUCAAGGGAUUAGGCGAUGUGGCCAAGAUUGGUGCGUACAAUUUCUUUAUUGGCGAAAGUGAGUAUUACGCAGCCUCCCUGGUUCCUGACCCCACCGAAUCACACCAAGUAUUCCGGAAAGCAAUGAAAAACGGGUUUGCUCUCGAAGUGCUUGAAGUAUAUACGCCACCACCAAAAGUGGUGUUUAAAUGGAGACAUUGGGGUCGAAUGGAGGGCGAAGUCCAGUGUCCCAUGCGGAACAAGACAAUUCGUACCAUGAAGCCUACUGGAGGAAAAGUCGAACUGAUUGGUACGACCGUCAUGGUGCUGAAUGAUAAAUAUGAAAUUGAACAAAUGGAAUUUUUCUUCCGACCUGACACCAUGUUGGAGCAGAUGGCAGGUGUUUGUUAAUAAUUGAUAACUAUUUACUCCAUUUCGUAACCCUUGUGUAAGCACAAUAUCGUCAGAGGAAAUUUUGCAUGGAAUGCUUGUGUAAUCGAGAAAUCAAUUAGUCUUCACAACCUUCCUCAACAAGUUCAAUUUUUGUUUAAUUUUAUUCUUUAUGUGCAGUUAGAAUUUUUACGAAUUAAACUCUAACACUUCCUUCUAUUAUUCCCUUGUAUAAAAUAUGGUUAAAUGCAAUGUACCCCUCUUUCUGUAAAAUGUACAACGCAUCGGUUACAAUAUUCGGGUCAAAUCCUUCCUUCUGUAACUGCACCUUUAGUAAUUUGAAAGUACCUGGGAAAUAAAUAAAAAUUAGACCCAUAAUAAAA
Molecule: messenger RNA, 1150 nt
Organism: Folsomia candida
Lineage: Eukaryota; Metazoa; Arthropoda; Collembola; Entomobryomorpha; Isotomidae
Product: pathogen-related protein
Exons: 2
Coding region: 117-788 (223 amino acids)
Source: RefSeq, a predicted model, not a curated record